GCUGUUAUCGGCGCACAAGACCUCGUCCGCAAGGCCAACGAAAUUGACCUCGACAUCGAGAAAUUGAGAGCUGUCCUCGACGGAGGCCGCGGCCAAGGCCUGACCGUGAAACUCAUAGAGUCCUUGGGCGCCCCGAUGUCAAGUGAAGUCCAAGCAGGUAGACGUGAAGGGAAGAGUGUCAUCCUCGGGCUCUUCGCUUCCCCACUGCAAUCUCACCGCGUUCAUCAGGCUAAAACCAUCUCCGUGUUCCUCAGUAAAAGCUCAGAAUUCGAGGAAGAUCGGCACAGACGGCAUCAUGCACUUGCAAUCAGCGAUAAUCUUGGUCACGGUAGUUGUUGCCGUGGUAACUGCUUCCGCGGAAACCGAUGUCCCAAUUCCAAAUGACGAUGCCACAGGACCUCCGGUAAAACUGGAUAAGAAUCUUCGUCGCGCUCUUCUUAAGGCGCUCGCAGAUCUGGAGGCAGAGUCUGCUGAGCAACGAAAAAAUAACGAAGAGGAAGACUACAGCGACGAAACAGAACCUGAGGAAAGCGUCGCCACUGCGCUGCCGGAAACUGAGAAAAACGAAUCGAAUAAAAAUUAUUCGAGCAUCCAAAAAACCACGUUCGCCUUCGACAGUUUUUUGGGAGAGAAUGAUACACCGAACGAGGAAAAACUUCAAAAUUCAACUUUCGUUGAAGUUGAUAAGUACAAGUUCUCAGGAGCGACGAUACCGACGGGCCUGAAUGAAAUUUCUCUAACGCACCAGAAAUUGAAAGCUCCGCAGGUUCAUGAUCUGGUUUCUGCUGAGAAAGCUUCCGCGAUAUACCUCAAGAAUCCUUUACUGUCUAACGAUGAUCCUGGCAAGGAUAAUCAGGGAACGCGGAGUAUCAAGGAUGCAGCUUUUUCUGUAAACAGCGUACAGAGUGUAUCUUCGAAGCCGGUAACUCAACUGACAGAGAGCUUAUCCCGCAGUGCAUCGAGUAACAUAGCCGCAGCUGGGAACUCUUUGAUCGCUCCGAAGCCAACCGCAUCCAGUCUGACGAUCAAAUCUAAAUUGCGAACGAACACUUUAUCACCAACCCCAUCGACUAAGACCGACGAGGAUCAGUCUAAAGAAAAGGUUGAAGAUACCCAAGAUGUGAAGAUAUUCCAGGCUCCGCUCGUUGCCGCGUUCACGGUCCAACAAGACGAACGAGGUGUGCCAAAGAGCGUCGUUCCAAUUUACAGACCAAGCGGUGACGGCCAAGCUCUGACCCUCCAAGAACAACUGGAAUUCAAGCAGAAGCAAUUGGAACAACAACUCGUCGAACUUCAGAGGCAGCAAUUGCAACAGACACAAUUUUUGGCGAGACAACAACAACUUUACGAAGAACAACUUCGGUUCAAGCAGCAACAGCAGCAACAGUUGUAUUUGAGAGAACAGGCGAGAUUGAAACAGCUCGAAGAACAGAGAAUUUAUCAAUUCCGAAUACAACAACAGCAACAACAACAACGUCUGCAACAAGCUACCUUCGAUCAGAAUUCCCUUCUCACAUUUCAAUCGCCCUUCGACAAACCGCUCGUUCAAUUUGAACCAAGUGUCGUUUUGCAACUUCCCAGCGCAUCUUCUCCCCCAUUGUUCCAAAAUAAUUACCAGAACCAACUUCGACUCCAACAAUUGCAACAGCAGCAGCAGCAGCAGCAACAACAACAGCAACAGCGACAGCAACAACAACAAAGACAACAACAGCAACAACAACAACAACAACAACAGCAACAACAACAACAGCAACAGCAGAGAUUACAACAAAGUUUUGGAUCUUUUCCAACGGAAUUCCAGGGCCCACUUGUCUCCUCUUCGAGAUUCAACAGACAGGAGCUUUUCGGAUCGACCGGCAACUUCGGUUUCAAUGACAACAACAAUUUUAAUACAAGAGACAACUUCCGAGGUAGCCAAUUCAACACAGCUCAGAGAAGCACUCAGAAUUCCGGCUUCAAUGGUUUCAAUCAAUUCAGACAGUCCAGACCUCAAACCCCAGCGAGGCAGAUCCAACAUCUUCUUUAUCAGUCAGGAGUUGCAUCGGAACUGGGAACCGCCCGAGGAGCUGGAGGGGACGAAGAUUUGAAUAUCGUCUCGAAGGUGCUCGCCCUUAACGUGGGCGCGGUGCCAUCGAACGGGCUUCAAUUUGGUGCAUCUCAAAAAGUGACGAGUUUCACGAAACCACCAAGCGCAGCGUGAUCCAAAUACGUUGUUCUGCUCUCAGGAACUAAUACUCAUCGAGUCUGUAAGAUUACAUAUUAUUGAUGCGGUGAAAUUGAGUUCUCUCUACAUUUACUGCACAGUCAAUGUAUCUCUGCAUUAAUUAUUGUUAAAACCGCGGAUUCUCGAAAGUUGUCAUCAAGUACGAUACUCGCGAGAAUCCUGUAACAGGAUAUGCAGAAUUUAAUAUAACGAUCAUUUAAUUUUACCCUCUGACGAAUUCAAACUGAAAAAAAAUCGACAUCAACGAAAAAGAAUGAGAGAAUUGUAAGCUACUUGAAUCCGUUGCCAUUUUUUAUACGUAGAGUGUUCAGACAGCAACUGAAAGAACAGUAAUCGAUAAGUUUGUAGUAUUUCGUAGUCUUGAGAUGAAAUUUACGCCACGACCAUUGAUACUACAUAGUACUACACUACAACAUAUGAUAUCCUACCAUUACAUAACUUAAAAAAGUUUGGUCAGCGGAAGAAAAAAUUGAAAAUUUAUUGCAUCGGAAGUUUCAUCGUGUAAGUUAUGUAUUUCCAAGGUGUAAGACUUCCCUGGCGUCACUUUGACCGUACUUUAAGGAAUAUUGAAGUUUUUCAAGUCAAGUAUUUCUUGAACCUCAGUACCGAAGGUAUUGUGGCUCGAGAUCGACAUUUUCAUUUUAUGAGAACGUAAGAAUUUAUUUGUAUCUUUUUUUUCCUAAUGUCACAAAAAUUUCAAGUCUUAUACAAUCAAAAUAAAAAAAUUGUAGUUGAGUUCAUGCAACGUAUAUCAAUUUUUUUCGAAAUUGUUACUCACAUUACUAAUAUCUUUGCUACGGGUCUAUCAAUUUAUAAACGUAUAGUUGAUCAUGGUUGAACCAUGUUAAACUCAUCGUUGUACCGACUGACCGUGUGGAAAUUCCAUCUCCCGGUUGACUGUUGGUCAUCUAUGAGAUUGAUUGAUAAAAUUAAAGAUUUGAAGGGUAGGGAUAUUGGAAUGUCAGGCAUAUUCGGAGGAAAAACGAUGCCAUCGAUGAUAAAAUACACUUUCGCCUCGCAGGUAAUUACGUUAAGAAAUACAAUGCAAGGUGACUCUCCUGAGACUUCUCGAUGUGUAGAUAAUACACCUCCUCACGUCCUCAAUUUCACGUACUAUUCGUUUGGCAUAGAUUUCAGUUAACGAUUUCUCUCGACGUACGGUUAACAACGUUAGUUAUUUUACCAAUAAUCAUCGUAUAUCGAAUAACCAUUCAAAAUUUUCAAUCAAUUAUAAUCGAUAGAUGCGGUAUAGAAAAUUUAGAUUCAUUUAUAUGAUCCCUGCAGUAGACGUAUAGUAAUUUUAUCAUUUUCUGUGAGCAAGUCUGUUGUUGUACUUUAAAAAAAUCAAUUAUCUUUAUAG
Messenger RNA from Athalia rosae (coleseed sawfly), 3584 nucleotides. RefSeq lists its product as uncharacterized. The record is from RefSeq and is a predicted model, not a curated record. Lineage: Eukaryota; Metazoa; Arthropoda; Insecta; Hymenoptera; Athaliidae. Bases 296 to 2200 code for a protein of 634 amino acids. The transcript is spliced from 3 exons.